UCUCACUGCAAUUUACAUAAACUAUAUUUAGAGAAGCUGUCACAUCAUUUUCAUAAAAGUAAGAAUCAUUUCUUCAUUUCAGUAUGGGGAUUUUCAGUAAUUUCUCUGUCCAUGUAAAGGGGAAGGAAGGUGGUGUGGCUCUUAUUUUCAACCACAGUAAUAAAGAACACAGUUUGUCCUCACAUAUUUGAUGAACCUGCUGAUUAAAUGUGGACAGGAGUAGCAGCUAUGAGUUUAUCUGCUGCAGCGAGUGGAUUUGUUGUCUUCCUUCUCGUUGUACAAGGUAAUGUACUUCUACAUGAACACUUUCAGGCGGCAACAUCUCCUGACACUUGAACAGUAUUAUAAACCUUAAGAACGUGAAUGUUACAUUUCAUGCAGAUUUUUUUUUUAGGACGAUGUAUGGAUUGAUCUAUCUGGAAUCCUCUAAAUGGAACUGUAGCUGGUGUAUAAAUGAAUCAGAGUUUAUUCAGAGGCUGUUUUUUCUGCAAUAACAUUAUUGUGGAAAAUACAUUAUUAAUAAAACAGCUAGGGUCUAUAUAAGGUUCUCCAUGUCUCAAGGAAUUAUUUUUCACAGGAUUUGUAAACUAAAUAAGACAAGCUAAAGUAGUUUGAAUUAAUAUUUUAAUAUUGUUGGUAAAAAAUGAAUGACUAAUGUCAAAAAUGUUUGAUUGCAGUACUAAACUUCUUUGGAAUUAUCAGAUGACACAGCACCUCUCUAUACAGAGUAUUUUACUGUCUUUCAGCUCAUUAUUUUGGUGUUUUGACUUAAACUCAUCAUGGCUCUCAUCAGUUGUUUUUCCAGCAGGGAAAUCAUUACAGUGUAAACUAGUUAAAGGUCCCAUAUUAUGCUUUUUCUGGUUUUAUAUGCCCUUUAGUGUGUUUUCCAAGUGUCCUGUGCAUGUUUAGGCACAUCUAUGUGCAAAAAUUCAAAGUCCGCGGAAACGCAGCUUCUCCUACGUCCUCCUGUUCUAGCCCCCCUCGAUAAAAAUUUGUCAGUGCGACGUCAUUGUCAGUGUGAGAUCACUGAUCUAAGCCCAUUGGCUCGUUGUGGCAAGCCCUGCAGCUCAUGUUGAAAUUUCCGAGAAGCGUGCUGAGCAACUGACCAAUAACGACAGAGCGGAUCGGUAGACCAAUCAGAGCAGACUUGGCCCACGUGGGGUCUAACAGUGUGGGCUCAACAGAGCGUAGCUGACGGACUCAGAGCGUAGAGGGAGCAAGGAGGAGCAGUACAUGAAAACAGACACUUUUUUCUGACUUUAGCUAUUGUGAACGUACAAAAGUAGGUACAUAGAUUAAAUAUACGAACCCCAAAAAGGGCAUAAUAUGGGCUCUUUAAAACCAAGCGGCAACUUCUGAGGUUGAAAAAUGAAGCCAAUGCAUAAGUGUAAAAUCCUGCAGUGUGUCGAGUGUCCGCUUAAGGCUGGCUCCAAGAACCACCGAAGUCAAAUACACAUUUGUGAUUUGAUUUUAUGAACGAUACGUGUCAUCCAUAGUUUACGGGUCUGGCCCAUAGACUUUAAACAAAACCUGUUAUGCAAAAAGAACUGCAACAUCCUUUCUGCAGCAUUUAGGUGCUAACUUAAGUUUCAACAUGUUAAAAGAAUUUGGAAAUAGGUAAAAAUAAAGAUAAAUAAAACACAUCCAUUAUUCUAAAUGUUAUGUUCAGUUUUAGUUAGGAUAAGACUGCUGAACAUAUUUGUCCACACUCUAGUGUCCAACAAUAACAUGUUCUGGAAAUAUUAGCCCUGUCUCACACUGACCUUAAGUCAUGGUAAGAGUUUUUAGCACUUCUAAUGUAAAUGAAAGUCUGUCUUCUGAUGUUUUUAUUAUUUUAGUUGUGUUUCCUGGUGUGCUCUGUGUUACAGUGGUUCAGAGUCAGAAUGGCUUGAGAGUGACUUACAGUCGUACCAAAAUCUGUGCCAUAAAAGGAGCAACAGUGGAACUAAGCUGCGUCUACAUGUACCCAUCCACAAGAAAUAGCCCGUCUACAGUCGAUAAAUCCUUCUGGUUUACCAAAGAGCAGAAUAACGAAUGUGUUGAUUUGACAACAGACUCACAGUAUGCAGAUCGUGUGAUGCACAAAUGUGUUGGGACGCGCUGCACUCUGAGAAUCACAAACUUGAGAGAAAGCGACUCGGCUAAGUACAAGUUUAGGUUGAUAUCAAACCAACUUAAUGGAAGAUACACUGAUGAGCCUGGAGUCUUGUUGUAUGUCACAGAUCCAGAUCUCAAGGUGCAGGAGAUUACAAGUUACCUGAAGUGUCACAGCAGUUGUCCUUUACCUUAUCAUUACUCCUAUGUCUGGUACGAAAAUGGACAGGAAAUGCCAGCAGUCAGAUACUCUUCCUAUUCAGGCCCCUCUGUAUAUAAGAGCUAUACAUGUGCUUUGAAAAGAUUUGAGGAUUUCCCCUCUCCUCCUGUGUGUGCCAAAGGUAAAACCUGCAACAAAGUGACGUAUGCUGUCCGAGCCAUCUGUGCCUCCAAAGGCUCAUCGGUGGCCAUUUCUUGUACUUACAACAGUUAUGGAAGGAUCAUUUCAAAAUCCUGGUUCAGUCCUGGACUGAGUCACCAUUCGGGAUAUCAUAUGCGACCUGAGGACCUCAGUAGAGACCCCAGGUAUACAGGUCGCUUGCAGGUCUUUGACAAUGAGAUGGGACACACCACUUUGAGUAUCUCUGCGCUGAAUGAAAGCGAUUCAGCCCAGUAUCGUUUCAAAUUCAGAACAGAAAGAAGUGGAUGGAGGAGUGAUGUACAUGGUACAACUCUGACUGUCACAGCUUUACAGGUACAGGUGACUAGAAUAGCAGCCCACCAAUUUUACAUUGAGGCAGAGCUGAGGUGUCACAGCAGCUGCAGUGAAGCAAGUCGUCUUCCAUAUGGGUGGUUCAAGAAUGGAAAGCAAUUGAUCUUGCAGGAUAAAUCUUCUUAUAAUGACUUUUUUUGUCUUGAAGACGAAAUCUCCUGUGCUUUAAAAGGACAUGAAGGAUUUCCCUCGCCUUCAGUGUAUGCUCCAAAGGUUACCUCAGUGUUGCUAAAUCCCCCUGGUGAGAUCAUGGAGAACUAUUCUGUCACUCUGACCUGUAGCACUGAUGCUAACCCAGCUGCUAAUUACACCUGGUACAAGAAGAAUGGAGAUUCAGACUUUCAGCCUUUCAGUGAAGAGCCUCAGCUUGUCUACAGUUCCAUUCAAUCCUCUGACUCAGGAGAGUAUUACUGUGCAGCUGAGAAUGAGCUGGGGAGAAGGGAAUCUGGACACGUCAUCAUUAAUAUACAACAUGCUCCAAAGCAUCCCUCAGUGUCAGUGAUUCCCCUUGACGAGAUAAUGGAGGGCAGUCCAGUGACUCUGACCUGUAAAAGUGAUGCUAACCCAGCAGCUACUAAUACCUGGUACAAGGAGGGCAAAUCACUAGUUGAAGGAAAAGAAGGCAUUUAUUAUUUCACCUCUAUCAGGUCUAUGGACAGCGGGAUCUACUCCUGCAAGUCUGAGAAUAAGUAUGGUCAGAGGAACUCCUCAAGAUUACUUAUAGAUGUUCAGUACGCUCCAAGGCUUCCCACUGUGUCAUCAAGUCCAGCUGUUGAAAUAAUGGAGGGUAGUAUGGUGAACCUGACCUGCAGCAGUGAUGCUAACCCAGCAGCCAAAUACACCUGGUACAAGAUAGAUGAAAACACACCAAUAGCAUCAGGACGGAUCUUCACAAUCAACGACAUUGGUUCUGAACACAGUGGGAGUUAUUUAUGUGAAGCUCACAACAAAAGAGGAUGCCGUAACUCGACAUUGCAUUUGGUUGUUGUUUCAGAUUCAAGGACUUCAGUAACUGUUGGAUCACUCACUGUUAUUUUUCUGGUUAUCAUGUUGCUUGCCAUCUUCCUAUUGAUAAGAAGAAAGAUGUCCUCAAAAGAAACCAACCAGACUGGAAAGAGGGCAGACAACAAAGGACAGCUUAAUAUGGAUUUGGUUCAUGAAAACUCUUCAGCAUCAGCACAUGGACAACCAGAUGAGGAGCAGGAAGAUCUUUAUUAUGCCAGCGUAAGCUUCUCAAAGAACAAGGAAGACCCUAUCUACUAUAACGUUGUGCAAGCUAAGCUAACCAGACCCACGAAUAAGAAGGAAAAAGACGAGGAUGAGGAAGAAGACGAGGAUGAGGAAGAAGAUGAGGAUGAUGUGGAAUACACUGUGGUCAACGUUAAGAGUGCAAAUGCCAUUUCAGAACUAAGAUGUCAGGAGAAAGUAGAAGAUUCAUCUGCACUGUACAGCACGAUCACCAAGUAACCAAGAGUACCAACACCAUAAAAUUGUGUGCUUCGUUACCUCACAGUGUUUAAGAAGAAAUUUAAGAAUAAUUCUCUGGACCAAUCAAGUCAGUAGCAAAGAAUGAUUGGCACCCUGUCAAAAUGAAGAAACACAAAAACAACCUGAGCUUCCUCUAUUGCAUUCUCAAGUUUAUUUGUGGAGAAUCUGUUUGCAUGUCUUAUGAUUCUUGCCAUAUUUGAUGUUUCUAUUUAAGCACUUGCUAUGCAAGUUUUUAAAAUACUUAAUAAAAGGAAUCUAGGGACCCAGCCGACAAAGGAACUGCAGUUUUGAGUAUUUUAGCAUUUACUUCAUUUUUCAUCCCCAGAGGAAGGCACUUGGUUUAUACUCUGUGAUACAAGACCAUGGUCAUCCGUUCUGCUGGAAUGCCUUCAACCUGGUUAAACUGUUUGCUCAGUUCUCCGGGUGACAUGUGUAAAACUGAUAACUGUUUUAAAUGUGUUGUAAUAACCUCCAGCCUUUGAUAGAGUACAUGUAUCUGUUAUCUAGCAGGUUGUCAGUUCAUUAUGUAUAAAGCUCACACAUAAUUAGCUUACUCCGUCUUUGAAAAUAAUAUCUUUUACACAAUAUUUAUGAACUUUCUAUUAAGUUUCUUUUUUUAAUAUCUCUUUUCUUAAUGUCAAAUAUUUCAUUGUAUAUUAUGCCUCUGCUCAUUAUCCUGAAGCUGUUGAAUCUAAUAUUUGAAAAGAAAUACAGACAUCAAGUUAUUAAAUUAUUUCCCCGAGCUGUAAAGAUUUUCAUGCAUGCUGAUCAAUAAUAAAUGUACCAAGAAACCAA
Messenger RNA from Labrus mixtus (cuckoo wrasse), 5089 nucleotides. RefSeq names its product B-cell receptor CD22-like. Lineage: Eukaryota; Metazoa; Chordata; Actinopteri; Labriformes; Labridae. The transcript is spliced from 11 exons. Bases 1772 to 4273 code for a protein of 833 amino acids. The record is from RefSeq and is a predicted model, not a curated record.